AUGACUGAGGACGUGGCCAUCACAAACAGCGACAAUGAAGAGACUCAGGGCCUUACAACUACUGGCACCAGUCCAGAUUCACUGGAGCACUCAGAAGACUCUGAGGCUGCAAUGAAUGAUCACAGGGCAAAGGUUGACAUGGCACUGACUGAGGAUGUGGCCAUCACAAACGCCAACACCGCAGAGACUCAGGGCCUUGCAAAUACUGACACCACGCCCACUCCCACUCUGAGUCAGGAACUCAUAUUCGACUGUUUCAAGGAGCCUUGUGUUUCUUCUCACCAGCAGCAGCAGGUGCCAGCCAAGGUGGAGAACAUCCACCAGAGUCUCAUGUCCCACGUCUCUGUGGAUGCCAGGCUGCAAACGGACAUUGUGAGGCUGGAAGAAGAACACCCUGCUGACGUGUUGCUGACCCUCCUGCGCUGUGCCCCAACAUGUGACAAAGCUGCUGCAAUGAUGUGGAGAGCCAUAGGCUCAUCGGGACCAGCACUGGAGAAUGCGCUGCCAACACUGCUCUGUGUGAUGGAGGACUGGCCUCUGCACAGAAUGUGCACCUCUGAUGGGGACAACAAGGAUGUUUUUGCCCUGGCUGCAACUCUGGUGAUCUGGCUGAUUGUCCAAGUGCCUGAGUGCCACAAGGCGAUCAUCCUUUAUUCCUCCCGCCUGUUUGUGGCUCUGCUCUUCCAUGUUGUCAUCACCACACAGCAGAUGCCACCAGAGGAAGUUGAUAAUUUCUGGAGUGCAUGCCAGGAGAAACACCGCCUUCCCAGCAAGCCCAACAGGUCCCAGUCCUCCUGUCCUUCCCAUGCCCUUGUUUGA
This is a messenger RNA of Vidua macroura (Pin-tailed whydah), 819 nucleotides long. RefSeq lists its product as uncharacterized. Bases 1 to 819 code for a protein of 272 amino acids. Lineage: Eukaryota; Metazoa; Chordata; Aves; Passeriformes; Viduidae. The transcript has 5 exons. The record is from RefSeq and is a predicted model, not a curated record.